Messenger RNA from Mercurialis annua (annual mercury), 2007 nucleotides. RefSeq lists its product as uncharacterized. Bases 122 to 1609 code for a protein of 495 amino acids. The transcript is spliced from 3 exons. The record is from RefSeq and is a predicted model, not a curated record. Gene Ontology annotation, molecular function: protein binding. Lineage: Eukaryota; Viridiplantae; Streptophyta; Magnoliopsida; Malpighiales; Euphorbiaceae.
AUUAGCAAAUCCAAAAAUAAAAAAAGAAAUUUGUUGAAUGGAAGAACUGAAAAGAAAUUCAUAAAUUGUUUUUACAGUAUGAAUAAAAAGUUUCAACUUUUAACCCCUUUGUUCUUGAUCAAUGGGACUAGAGGGUUCUCUUCAAAGUUUACAAAAUUUGCACCUACCUCUUCCAAAUUCACAGUUUUCUUGCCGGAGAUCGGUUACCGGAGCUCCGUUUUGUAUAUCUUCAUUACCUAGACGGAAAAUUAAUCGAUCAUUUUCAUAUUCUUUUAUUCGUACACCAACCUUAUUUAGUUCUUCCGAUAAUCUUAAAACAUCCGGUCUAAAAAGAUCUUGUAGUGUAGAUUCUAACGAGUAUUUCAACCAAGAAUUUCUACGAGAAAUUGAAGAUUUCUCACAGAAAUUCGAUGUUUUCGACGAUUAUAACACGAACAUUACUGAUUCGGGUUACGUUGCGUCGAAAAUCGAUCAUAAAAUCAAGAAAACUGAUUCUUCAAUGUCUUUCUUGCCUUCCAAGUUAGAGUUUCUCGAGCCGAGUUUUCUCGGGAUCUUACCGGAGCCUCCGGAAUGGCCGGAAAGAGAAGAGAUUGUGAAGAUGGGAAUCCAAUUAAAGGCAAAUUCUGUUGAUAUUCCGUUAUCGUUACGGAUGAUCGGAAAAAAGCAGAAAUGUGAAUUAGGGUUUGUAGAUGAAACAGAGGAGUUUGCAUAUUGUGCUAUGGAUAAAGCUUUUUCUUCAAUGGUUCUUAUGAUUAGAGAGCUUCAAAAUCAUGCAUUAUCAAUUAGGGCUAAUCUUUACAGUGAAGAUUUAACCGCAGUAAUUAGUAAAUUUCAUAAGGAAAUGAAUGCUUCAUUUGUUUGGUUAUUUCAACAAGUUUUUUCAAGAACUCCCACACUUAUGAUCUAUGUAAUGCUUCUUUUAGCUAAUUUCACACUCCAUUCAAUGGAUGGAAAUAUGGCUACUGGUCUGACCAUCCCAGUCCCGAUCCAUACGAUAACAAUCGAAGAAUCGGGUAAAGAAAACUCAGGUUUGAUUCGACUUCCGAGUCCGAGUGUCGGGUUUCUUGGAGAUCAAGAAAUGAGCGAAGAAGAGGAGGAAUUGGAAUUGUGGAAUAUGGUAGUACAGGAGGCAAAAUUGAUGCAAGAAGAAGAAUCAGGAUUUUCGAUUCUUGAUCGAGAGACGACGAACGGAUUUGUAUCGCCGGUAUCGGUGGAGAUUGAAGCAGAGGAUUAUGUGGAAUUUUACAGAACAGAUCUUGUGUAUCAGAUGGGUAUAGCUGAGAAUCCAGGGAAUACUCUUCUGCUUUCUAAUUAUGCUCAUUUUCUAUACAAAGUUCGACAUGACUAUAACAGAGCGGAGGAAUGCUUCAAGCGAGCGAUAAUGUCAGGCCCGCCCGACGCAGAAACAUUCAGCCGAUACGCAGAUUUCUUAUGGUUAGUACGGAAUGAUCUAUGGAAUGCUGAAGAAGUAUACUUGCAAGCAGUAGAAGCUGAUCCAGAGAAUCAUUAUUAUAUGUCUAAAUAUGCUAAUUUUUUAUGGAACACUGGGGCUGAGGACACGUGUUUUCCUCUGAGUGCUUCACCUCCUCCUCCUCAUAAGGUUAUGUAAUGUAAAUAAAUGGUCUCUGUGUAUAAAUAUAUGUAUGUGCGUGUGCGUAGGAGCACACCCAUCUGGAAAUUUCAGCCACAUCAUCACUGCUAGAAAACAGCAAAUUAUCGAAGAAAAAAAUCCUGAUUUAGCGACGGAAAACUGAUUGAGUGACAGAAUUUAACUUUUUAACGACGGAAAUAUUUGUUGCUAAAAGACUGUUUUCUGGUGAUCAGUAUUUCUUAUGUUUGAAUCUGUAUGUUGCUGUGUAUGAUUUGCUAGAGAUCAUCAAUAAUGGAUGUGGAAUCAUAGUGAAAGAUGUUUCGGGUAAAUUAAUUUUUAAGAUUGAGUUAUCCCAGGUCUGUAAAUUUGUUUUGUAUAUUUUAGAGAAUUAUAAAUAUAUAUAAAAUUAUAGAGUA